This is a messenger RNA of Monodelphis domestica (gray short-tailed opossum), 2269 nucleotides long. RefSeq names its product pentraxin 3 (gene PTX3). Gene Ontology annotation, molecular function: complement component C1q complex binding. Lineage: Eukaryota; Metazoa; Chordata; Mammalia; Didelphimorphia; Didelphidae. Gene Ontology annotation, biological process: innate immune response; host-mediated suppression of viral proces. The record is from RefSeq and is a predicted model, not a curated record.
CACUGGCCCAGACAUCUAGGAAAAAUGGUUGACAAGAGACUGCCCCAACAGCUGCUGCUUAGGGGGCUGACCUGUGGUCUGUGGAUGUGGGUGGGCUGAAUCCAUCCUUAUAAAGACACAAUGAAGGACAAUUUCAAAAGAAGUGACACGGCUGAAUUCGUUCUUCAGGAAAAUCACAGCUGCAAGCAGCCUCCACUAGGCUGUGACAAUCAGACAACAACUUUCCUGGCGAAGUCAUCAGGCAGAAUCCCAGCAGUGCCAAGCCUCACAAACAGGAGCCGUAUUCACAGAACUGAGGACACAUGGAUGGCUGUGGGGCAGUCUAUUCAAUCCCACACAAAGAUAAUGUCAGUUAGCCGGAGUUGCAGUCAAGCUCAUUUUCAACGUGGCCAUGUUGACCUUUCUUCACGAGCUUCCAUGAAGAAUUUGCUCUGAUUCUUUGACGUGUAUGAAUCUACCCAAGAAAUGCAACUGCGUCUUUGUCAGCUCCCUCCUAGCAGACUCCUGCAGAAAUCCGGCAAAAGUACUUUCUCUUCUCUCUCCUUCUCCUGGGAAGAAAUGCAACAUCUCCAAGUAAUUCUGUUCUGCAUCCUCUGCUCUUUUCUGUCAGCAGAGGACAGCGAUGACUAUGAGCUCAUGUACUUGAAUUUGAAUAAUGAAAUAGAGAAUGGAAUGCAUCCCACUGACGAAAGCUCAGCAUGUGACUGUCGCCGGGAGCGCACUGCAUGGGACCAGCUCUUCAUUAUGCUGGAGAACUCCCAGAUGCGAGAGAACAGGCUGCUGCAGGCGACCGAGGGCCAGUUGGCCGCAGAGCUUCAGGGCCUGCGCUCGGACGUGGCCCGCACAUGCGCCUCGGCCCCAGAGCCCAUCCGGCUGGCCAAGAUGCUGGACGAACUGCUGCUGGCCAGCCGGGGCCUGACACACCGGCUGGCCAAGCUGGAGAGCGCCUGGCAGAGGGCGCCCGAAGCAACAGCAAGCACACUGCUGCUGCCUGUGCUAGAGGAGCUGCGAGCCCUGAGGAGGUGGACUGGACAGCGCUCACUGCCUGCAGGUUGUGAAACAGCACUUUUAUUCCCCAUGCGUUCCAAGAAGAUCUUUGGCAGCGUUCACCCAAUGGCUGAAAUGAAGCUUCAUUCCUUCACUGCCUGCGUCUGGGUCAGAGCAACUGAUGUGUUAAAUAAAACUGUUUUGUUUUCCUAUGGCACAAAGAGGAAUCCCUAUGAAAUCCAGCUCUACCUCAAUUCUUGGUCCACUGUGCUUGUGGUUGGUGGAGACCAGAACAAGCUUAUUGCUAACUCCGUGGUUCCCCCAAGAACGUGGACCUAUCUAUGCAGCACGUGGAACUCAGAGGAAGGGGUCACAUCCCUGUGGGUCAAUGGAGAACUGGCAACCACUGGGUCUGGGAUGGCCACUGGUCACAUCAUUCCAGAAGGUGGGAUUCUGCAAAUUGGCCAAGAAAAGAACGGCUGCUGUGUGGGUGGGGGCUUCGAUGAAACAUUGGCUUUCUCUGGAAGACUCACUGGCUUUAACCUCUGGGACAGAGUUCUCAGCAGUGAUGAGAUCAGACAAACAAGAGGAGAAGAUUCCUGUCAUAUCAGGGGCAAUGUUGUUGGGUGGGGAGUUACAGAGAUUCAGCCACAUGGAGGAGCUCAGUAUAUCUAAGUUUCAAAAUAUCCCCAUUGGAAGCCAAAGAAGGAUGCUCUCACAUUCAAUCUCAGAGCAUGAUAGAAGCCUGAGACCAAUAUAGGGGAAAGCUGAGACUGGGGGGGGGGGGGGGGUGGAGUUUGCCCUUGAUUAAGCUACUAUCUUGGCAAAAUAGGGAAUAAGAAGAUGGAGAAGCAUAUGUGUGUGUGUGUGUGUGUGUGUGUGUGUGUUUACUUGGUGCUUUCAAAUGGAAUACUGUAAACUCAAGCAUAAUUAAAUGGGACUGGUUCUUACUCAACAGAAAAAAAGCAAACAAAACUAUGUUCUCUGUUUUCCUAUGAGUGGCUUUCUUUUGGCCAGAUAUGGAUUUUUUUUUAUUGAAAGAGUCAUAAAAAUAACAUGUGUUGUUUAUUAUUCAUCAUUAUUGGUAUGUACACUCGUAAAAAUAUGAUGAAGCAUUAUUUAUACUAUGAUGUGACUUAACAAAAACAAAUGUAGUUUAAUUGUUAUAAUCCAAUGUUGUGUUUUGAGGAGAAGGCUGUAUAAGUUAUAUUGUAAAUUGAUUUUGUAAUAAUUUUAUUAAAACUAUUUUUGUAAAUUUCUAAUGUAAAUUUUAAAAAAGGAA